Moneuplotes crassus is the source of this 1351-nucleotide messenger RNA. Lineage: Eukaryota; Ciliophora; Spirotrichea; Euplotida; Euplotidae. The record is from the annotation of a GenBank genome assembly.
UUUUAAAAUAUAAUGAAUAAUAUGAUCGACUGUAACCAUUCACCAAGUCUUAGUGAUGAGAGUGUUGGUGUGGAUGGAGAUAAGGAAUGCUUCAGUGGAGAGAGAUUGGAGGGCAGUAACAACUUGCCGGAGGAAGGAAUCACUUCAAUUUCUCCAGACUCCCUCGUAAACAAAGCCAGUACACUCUUAAGAGCACUGACGCUAUUCACGUCAUUCUCCAAAUUUGAUACACAAAAUUCGCCUCCCCCAAAAACAUCCAAAUUGUUUAAUGACUUCUCUCUCAAGCUUAGCAACAUGAAGGCCUGCCUCUCCCAGGCGAAGACUAGUGACUCAGAAGAGAAGCUUCCCGCCUUGAAGGAAGAGAUAGAGAGCAUCAAGGCCUCUAUUGGUGAAGAGCUGGCAAUGACUCCUCUGGGCCAAGCUUUGCUUUGGAACCUUAUUGAAAGAGAUAACUAAGGAUUCCUCUAUGAAGAUCUUUGAUGAACUGGAUCAUCGAUGCCAAGAUAUUGCCAAUCUUCAUGAAGUUAUUGCCCAAAAAGAUGCUGAAAUUCAAACACUUUCUAAACAAAUUAGAAAGUUGGCAAAAUUUAGGAGGACCUCGAGCUUAGUUUCAGAAGAGACGGAGGAUGGAGACUCUGCUUCUCAGUCUGACUCUGGUUCAAUGACUCAAUUAUCUCGUUCUUCCUCGUUGCUAAACAAAUUGAACUUAAAUACAAAAUCAAGAUUGACUUUGUGCUUAAACAAAGUAAGAGAUCUUAUGCUGGUGAAGGAACUUAAAGAACCUCUACAAAAGAUCAACACCUUGAGCUUCAAUCCAGGCCUCCUGGCACUAGAGGACGCCAAAGAGUUCUUGAAGAACUGUUUCCCUCUGGAGGUUGCAUCUUUCCAUUUUAACAAGGAUUCUCUUCUGAGGAAUGACCUUGAAAAAUUUUUGGAUGUCCUCUUACGCACCAAUGAAUAUGUUACAGAUGAGAUUGUCUUAUCCAAUUUUGUUAUUGAUCAAGACAGCUUGGUCAAGAUUCUCUCCAAUUUCAAGAAUAAAGAGGUCGUCUCUUUCAACUCUUGUAAGAUGUCUCUAUCAAAUCCUCCAGAAUUUGGAGACUCUCUUGAUGGAGCUACCCUAAAACACCUCUACUUGAACUUCUGAGGAGACAAAUCUCAUGGUGACUGGGCAUCCAAUCCCGCCCAUUUCGAGAACCUUAUCAAUGGGCUCUCUCAUUCUCCAGACCUGAAAGCCAGCCUGAAGGACAUCUGGAUGGAAGGCUCUGGCCUCAAAAAGGAUAAAGCCAGAGAUAUCCUCGAUACCUUCGGGUUCCACAGUACUAAAAUUUGGAUUCUUUACGGUUAAUUC